AUGCGCCCGCGCAUCGUGCUUGUGUUUUGUGUUGUAAUCGUUUGUGCGCGAGCGCUUCGCACCGAUCAAGAAUUUUGGUUGGAUCUAGCAAAGAAUGAGCUAAGAGAAGCGCUUGAAGUGAAAUUAAACUACAAUACGGCGAAAAAUGUCAUCCUAUUUGUUGGAGAUGGUAUGGGUCCAAACACCGUCACAGCGACUAGGAUACACAAAGGUGGUGAAUCCCAUAGGCUGGUGUACGAACAGUUCCCACACAUGGGACUUUUGAAGACCUAUGCAUCCAAUAAAAUGGCCCCUGACUCAGCCUGCACUGCUACUGCUCUAUUUUGUGGCAUUAAGAAUAAUAAGGAUACUAUGGCAGUAGACGCAACAGUUCAGCGUAAAGACUGUAUAGCAUCAUUAAAUCCAAAAGCCAGGCCGCUUAGCUUAGCAGCACUAGCUUUGAAGGCUGGAAAAAGUGCGGGUUUCGUUACAACAAUGCGAGUAACCCACGCGACUCCUGGUCCGUUAUAUGCGCACAGUGCUGACCGCUCGUGGGAGUGUGAAGCCAAAAUGCCACCAGGCACUGAGCAGUGCAAAGAUAUUGCUAGACAACUCAUCGAGGACUGGCCUGGAAGUGAUUUAAAUGUUAUUUUGGGAGGUGGUAAACAAGGGCUGGUUACCAAUACCACAGCAACACCUGAUGAUCCAAUAGACAGUUGGGGAUGUGAGCGUAGAGAUGGAAGAAAUCUUUUCAAAACCUACAUGGAGGAUAAAAUAAAGCGGGGCAUGAACCACAGCAUAGUGACCAAUAAUAAGGAGUUGCAGGAUCUGGAUGUAGAAAAUACUGAUUACUUAUUGGGAAUUUUUGCAAACGGCCAUUUGAAGUACGAACACGAAAGAGAUGAGGGUCCGGAUGGAACACCUUCUAUAUCUGAAAUGGUGGAAGCCGCAAUUAAAGUGCUAAGGAAAAAUGAAAAAGGAUAUUUUCUUAUGGUAGAAGGCGGUAAUAUCGAUAUGGCUCACCACAGGAGUUGGGCGAAGCGAGCUAUUUCCGAGUCUGCAGCCAUGGAAGAGGCUGUUCAGCUGGCCGCCAACAUGACCAGCGAGGAAGACACUUUGCUAAUCGUCACCAGUGACCAUACACAUACAAUGUCUCUUAACGGUUACCCGGACAGAGGAAGCAAUAUUUUCGGUUUAGCUGGACCCUCAAAUCACGAUGGUAUUAACUACACAACGAUAUCCUACAGUACGGGAGGCCCCUUGACCUUUCAGUUUACCGCCGAAACAGAUGAGAACGGCACCAGGGUCGUGCGACGCGAUCCCAGCAAGGAUGACACGCAGGAUUAUCAGUAUCACUUUCAAGCUGGCAUUAGACUGAUUGAGAACAGCCACGGAGCAGGAGACGUAGCUAUUUAUGCUAGAGGUCCGUAUGCGCAUUUAUUCCACAACGUACACGAACAACACUACGUGUUCCAUGCGAUCUCCUACGCUGCUAAAAUUGGCGAAUUCACAAAUAAUGCUGCUGAAGAAACAAUCAAGAAAAGUUUUUAUUUAUGUUUCAUUGUAUUAUUGUCUUAUUGGUACACAUUAAGAUUCUAG
Messenger RNA from Arctia plantaginis, 1578 nucleotides. NCBI's taxonomy places the organism in Eukaryota, Metazoa, Arthropoda, Insecta, Lepidoptera, Erebidae. The record is from the annotation of a GenBank genome assembly.